Messenger RNA from Arabidopsis thaliana (thale cress), 1686 nucleotides. Its product is annotated as Plant invertase/pectin methylesterase inhibitor superfamily. The record is from RefSeq and is marked reviewed. Bases 55 to 1629 code for a protein of 524 amino acids. The transcript is spliced from 3 exons. Gene Ontology annotation, molecular function: enzyme inhibitor activity; pectinesterase activity. NCBI's taxonomy places the organism in Eukaryota, Viridiplantae, Streptophyta, Magnoliopsida, Brassicales, Brassicaceae. Gene Ontology annotation, biological process: cell wall modification; pectin catabolic process.
AUCAGUUAAGAUAAUAUAUAUUCAGUAAUUAAGAGAGAAGAAAUAAACACAAAAAUGUUGGUUAAAGUUUUCUCUUUUUUCAUCCUUAUGAUAACAAUGGUGGUUAUUGGUGUUAGCAAAGAAUAUUGUGAUGACAAACAGUCAUGUCAAAACUUUUUGUUGGAGCUUAAGGCGGGUUCAUCGUCACUCUCGGAGAUUAGACGUCGUGACUUAUUGAUCAUCGUUUUGAAGAAUUCCGUACGGAGGAUCGACAUGGUUAUGAUUGGUGUGAUGGAUGAUACAAAACAACAUGAGGAGAUGGAGAAUGAUUUGCUUGGUGUGAAGGAGGACACAAAACUAUUUGAGGAGAUGAUGGAGUCGACAAAAGAUAGGAUGAUCCGUUCGGUGGAGGAACUCUUAGGAGGAGAAUUUCCUAAUCGUGGAUCUUACGAGAACGUCCACACUUGGCUCAGUAGCGUUCUUACUAGUUACAUCACAUGUAUCGACGAAAUUGGUGAAGGUGCCUAUAAACGCCGUGUCGAGCCAAAGCUUGAAGACCUCAUUUCUAGGGCAAGAAUAGCUUUGGCUCUCUUUAUCUCCAUUUCACCGAGAGACAACACCGAACUUAUCUCGGUGAUUCCCAAUAGCCCUUCUUGGUUAUUCCAUGUUGACAAGAAAGAUCUAUAUCUCAAUGCUGAGGCUCUAAAGAAGAUUGCUGAUGUUGUGGUCGCGAAGGAUGGGACCGGAAAGUACAGCACAGUGAAUGCGGCCAUUGCAGCGGCACCUCAACACAGCCAAAAGAGAUUCGUCAUCUAUAUAAAGACAGGCAUUUAUGAUGAAAUCGUCGUCAUUGAGAAUACGAAACCCAAUUUAACUCUUAUAGGUGAUGGUCAAGAUUUAACCAUCAUCACGAGCAAUUUAAGUGCUAGCAAUGUUAGAAGAACGUUCAACACCGCAACUGUUGCUUCUAAUGGUAAUGGAUUCAUCGGAGUAGACAUGUGCUUCCGAAACACGGCCGGGCCGGCAAAAGGACCAGCUGUUGCCCUCCGUGUGAGUGGUGAUAUGUCCGUCAUUUAUAGAUGCCGUGUCGAGGGAUAUCAGGAUGCCUUGUAUCCUCACAGUGACCGCCAGUUUUAUAGAGAGUGCUUUAUUACCGGCACUGUAGAUUUCAUUUGUGGGAACGCGGUGGCGGUCUUUCAAUUCUGCCAGAUUGUAGCAAGACAACCUAAGAUGGGGCAGAGCAAUGUCAUAACCGCUCAGUCACGCGCAUUUAAGGACAUUUACUCGGGCUUCACGAUUCAAAAAUGCAACAUUACUGCAAGCUCGGAUCUAGACACGACAACCGUUAAAACGUAUCUUGGAAGACCUUGGAGGAUAUUUUCAACAGUCGCAGUUAUGCAGUCUUUCAUCGGUGAUUUAGUUGAUCCCGCUGGCUGGACUCCUUGGGAAGGAGAAACUGGUUUGUCAACUCUCCACUACCGCGAAUAUCAAAACAGGGGUCCAGGAGCUGUGACUAGCAGAAGGGUGAAGUGGUCAGGCUUUAAAGUUAUGAAAGAUCCUAAACAGGCUACAGAAUUCACUGUAGCCAAGCUCUUAGAUGGAGAAACUUGGUUGAAAGAAACUCGAAUCCCAUAUGAAAGUGGAUUGUAAUAAUGUUGUUCCAUGCUUCACAUGUAUAACGUACUAAAUAAAAGAUAUUAUUCUUCU